Molecule: messenger RNA, 2254 nt
Organism: Helobdella robusta
Lineage: Eukaryota; Metazoa; Annelida; Clitellata; Rhynchobdellida; Glossiphoniidae
Exons: 19
Coding region: 42-2018 (658 amino acids)
Biological process (GO): protein maturation
Cellular component (GO): endoplasmic reticulum membrane
Source: RefSeq, a predicted model, not a curated record
UUUUUUUUGUUUGACAUACCUGGUAAAAACAAUGUCGCACGAUGGGGUGUUGUAGCACAAACGUUCGAGUCAGGAAUUGGUUUCUGGUCGGGAUCAGCACAGUUUACCUAAUAGCAUUUGUCUCACUUUUUGUUCAAAUUCCAGGUUUGUAUGGAGACAGAGGUAUUUUACCAGCUCACUUGGCUCUGCAAAAGAACUUGAAGACCCUCGAGGAAAUCACAUCUACCCAGCCAUCACUGCUCCACAUUUUGCCCAAACUGGGGAUAAAUGGAGUCGAAUUAGGGUUCAACAUCAUCUGUUUAUUUGGAAUCAUUCUCUCAUUUUUAGCAUUUACAAGUGAAUGCUGUAGAAACUCAUUGGUUUUUGGUACUCUCUGGAUAUGCUACCAAUCCCUUUUUCAAGUUGGACAAACAUUCCUCUGGUUUCAAUGGGAUACAUUAUUAUUGGAGUUGGGCUUCCUGACAAUCUUCGUAGCCCCACUCAAAUUGCUCUUCAUUGACUUGCACGCCUUCUCGAAACAAAUUGGUACAAUCUCGUUUUGGCUCGUGAGGUGGUUGACAUUCAGAUUGAUGUUCUCAUCGGGUGUGGUCAAGUUGAAUAGCCAGUGUCCAACAUGGUGGGGUCUGACAGCUAUGACCUAUCAUUAUGAAUCACAGUGCAUCCCUACUCCACUGGCUUGGUACGCCCAUCAGUUUCCUGUUUGGUUUCAGAAGGCCUCCACAGCCUCCGUGUUCAUCAUCCAGAUCGUCACCUCCAUCUUGUUUUUCUCUCCAUUCAGAGCUCACAGGAACGCUUCGUUCUAUUUGCAGAGCUUCCUCAUGUUCGUUAUCAUCCUAACUGGCAACUACAACUUCUUUAACUGGGUCAGCAUCGUCAUGUGUCUGUCGCUCGUCGACGACCGUUUCCUCGCCUGCUGGUUCGGGCCAAAUGGGUGCAAGACCCGAACUCUGUUACCAAAGAUAUUAAAUAUACUGAUGAGGAUCUCCACGAUUGUCGUGCACGUCUGCGUCGUUGGGGCCGUGGUUUAUAUAGCACAUCACUAUUUCGGCUUCAGUUUGGAAUCCUAUCAAACCUUCCUACACCGAUACGUUCCUGUGACCAUCUGGGUAGCUGCUCUUUCACUCUUCUUCACUAUUUUAAAGGCUCUUGGCAGGUCAUUGAUGAUGAUGAAGGGUCUUUUGAAUAAGUUAUUCAACAUCAUGUUCGUCCUGAUGGUCAGUGUGUUUGCCGUCGUUACAUUCUCCACUAGCCUGGUUCCGUACACUGAUAUUGAUAGAGGGACCCAAGAGAAGUUGCCCCGCAAGUUUAUUGACUUGUACCAAUCGACCAAUAAAAUUCAUACCAUUAAUGCUUACGGGCUCUUCAGAAGCAUGACCGGUGUUGGAGGUCGUCUAGAGGUCAUAGUUGAAGGUAGUAAUGAUCUUAAGGAUGAUGGCUGGAAGGAGUAUUCAUUUCUUUUCAAGCCCGGAUAUCUGGAUAGGAUGCUGCCUGUUGUUGCCCCCCACCAGCCACGAUUGGAUUGGCAAAUGUGGUUUGCUGCCCUCGGGAGUUUCCAGUACAACCCCUGGUUCUACCAUACCAUGUACAGGCUAUUAAAUAAUCAAAAGGAAGUACUCGAUCUUAUCGACCACAAUCCAUUCGCAAGUGAACCACCGAAGUAUAUAAGGGCCCAACUAUACAAAUAUCAUUAUACUUCUUGGAACGCCAGUACCAAGAAUUGGUGGUAUAGAGAGCACGUCAGAGAGUACAUGCCGGCCAUGUCAUUGGCCACUGAACAACUCAUCACCUACGUUAAACAACAGGGGCUUGAUAAGAGUGAUAGCAAUUCUCACGGAAACAGCAUAUGCGUCCAUCUCUUCAAAUGCCUCCACGCCAUAACUCCGCCAAGAUACGGCUUCCACGUCUGUCUUGCAUUCCUAUUGGCUGGGAUUCUCUCCCUGCUCUGGGAUAGGUCAAAGGCUGGCCGAGAUAUCGACCAAUCGCUGACGAGUUUGAACAAGAAGCCUAAGAAAUCGUAAAAUAUCACGAGCUGCUCAAAUGGACCCUUUUUUUCUAGAUCAAAGGAGCUAUGAUCGAAUUAGUGUAAGGAUCUAAGUUUCGUCAUAACUUUGUACUGUGAAUGCAUGAAAGUAUGAGAAGCUUAACGGUGGAUUGUAUUGUUGAAGAUUACCCGAUCAGUUUUUGACAUUAUGACGUUUGUUAAAAUCUAAAAAUAUAACUCGAUGAACUAUUAUAAACUCAAUCUUCCCAUCAA